AUGGCUGGCGGCGCUCCGAUUAUGGCUCCGGCCGUGUCUGGUGGUUACCUCACCGGUCGAGCCCUGAUCUUCCCCCUCUCCCUCGUCAUCUCUCUGUUCUUCCUCUGGGGAUUCUCCUACGGCCUCCUCGAUGUCCUCAACAAGCACUUCCAGACUGUCCUCGGCAUCAGCAAGCUUGAGUCCACCGGCCUGCAGGUCAUGUACUUCGGCGGCGGUUACCUCCUCUUCUCCCCUGUUGCCGCCGAGGUUCUGAAGCGCCGUGGCUACAAGUUCACCAUCCUCAUGGGCCUUGCUCUCUACUCUCUUGGCGCUAUCCUGUUCUGGCCUGUCGCCCAUGCCUCCCUCUCCACCGACAACAAGCGUGCCAUCUUUGGCGGCUUCUGCGCCUGUACUCUUGUCAUCGCCUGCGGUCUUGCCACUCUCGAGACGUCCGCAAACUCGUACGCAGUUGUCAUCGGCAAGCCCGAAACCGCCUCUGCUCGUCUCCAGUUCUGCCAGUCUUGGAACGGUGUUGCCUCCUUCAUCGGCCCCCUUAUUGCCUCCAAGUUCUUCUUUGAGGGUGCCAACGCCAACUCUCUCACCAACGUCCAGUACGUCUAUCUCGCCGUCUCCUGCGCCGGUGUGGCCGUCGCCGUACUCUUCUUCUUCGCCCGCCUUCCUGAGGUCAGCGAGCAAACCCUUGAGGAAGCCGGCCCCAACGCCGAUGCCCUCGGCCGUCCUGUUGGUCAGGGCCCUAUCUACAAGCAGUACAACCUCAUCUUCGCCUUCAUCGCCCAGUUCUGCUACGUCGGCUCCCAGGUCACCGUCGCGACCUGGUUCAUCAACUACGCUCAUGAGAACGGCGGUUUCUCUGACUCUCAGGGCGCCAACUUCCUCUCGUUCGCCCUCAUGACCUUCACCGUUGGCCGCUUCGUCGCCACCGCUCUUGCCACCGUCUUCCAGUCCGACUUCCUCCUCAUGAUUUACGCCGCCGCUGCCAUUGCCCUGACUGCUUACUGCUCCGUCGGCACUGGAAAGGCUUCCGUUGGUGUUCUCAUGACUAUCUUCUUCUUCGAGGCGCCCAUGUACCCCAUUCUCUUCACUCUCGGAACUGCCAACCUCGGCCGCCACACUCGUCGCGGCGCUGGUAUCAUGGUGCAAGCUGUUGCAGGUGCUGCCGUCUUCGUGCCGAUCCAAGGUGCCAUUGCCGAUGCCGCACACAUCCGAAUUUCUUACAUCGUGCCCCUCAUCGGCUUCACCUACGUGGUGGGCUAUGCUACUUUCCAUUGGUUCCGCCACGGCCGCAACAUCAUGCGCAUCAAGGAUGCGAAGCGCGCCGCUGCCGAGUCUGAGACUGAAGGUGGCAUGGUGACCAUUGACGGAUCUGAGAAGAAGAAGACCGACGACUGGGUGGAGAGUGUUUAG
This is a messenger RNA of Colletotrichum spaethianum, 1404 nucleotides long. Its product is annotated as glucose/galactose transporter. The record is from RefSeq and is a predicted model, not a curated record. Gene Ontology annotation, molecular function: transmembrane transporter activity. The transcript has a single exon. Gene Ontology annotation, biological process: transmembrane transport. The coding region runs from base 1 to 1404 and encodes 467 amino acids. Lineage: Eukaryota; Fungi; Ascomycota; Sordariomycetes; Glomerellales; Glomerellaceae.